CUACUAUCUUCUCCUUCAUGUCUUCUCCUCUACAUUGACCAACUUUGUCCCUGGAUGUCACUGUGGCGCGGGGGUGUCGACGUUUAUGACCUCAUCAACGCUAUCUUCGCCUUGGAUACUUUUAGGUAUUUCCUUAUUGUCAAGUGAAUGAGCAUCCACAUAUGUGGCACGACAACUAGUUGCAGAAUCAGAAUCCGCUUGUGUCAAUUUUGUUGAGCGCGGUGUGAAUAAGCUUUCUGCAAACCACGAAUCUAGUGUAUGGGCCUCGAGGGCCUGUUCCAGCUCCAUUCACCAAAAUUAGGUAUAACGGGGAAGACUACCACCACCCGACCCGACUUUAAUUCUUCGCACAGCGUGGCCGGAACCAAACUCAAGUUAACUCCACUGCGGCCAACAUUUUGUCCACUUUCCCGUCCCUCCAACCUUCGCCUCAAACCCACUCCUGCGAACUCCCUGUGUGAAUCUCAACAUGGCGGAAAAGGUCUGUGUUAUCUGCGGUGACGAAGACACCGAAUAUGCUCCUUUUCAACAGAGCCCUUGCGAGCACCACUGGAUUUGUGGUUCUUGUCUGGAGGAGACAUUCCAACUGGCAUUGAGAGAUGAGAAGCACUACCCUCCCCAGUGUUGCAACAACCAAUCUGCGGUCUUCAUGAUCGACGAUUAUAUAGACGUCUUGCCGUUCGACCUGUUCUGGAACUACAAACUCAAGGAACAAGGCGAAUAUAGUGUGCAAUCAAGAUUCCGCGUUUACUGUGCCAACACUCAGUGCACAGAAUUCCUUCGUCCAGCUACCUACAAAACGGAAUCCAUUACCUACGCCAUUUGCGACACCUGCAAAGCGAUCACAUGCAUCACCUGCAAAUUUCUCAUUGACGACGACAUCGCCAAACACAAAUGCGAGAUUCCAGAGGCGGAAAGACAGUUCCAAAUUACUGUCAAAGAGAAUGGGUGGAAGGAAUGCUACAGUUGUGGCAAAUGGGUUGAACUGGCUGAGGCCUGUAAUCACAUGAUAUGCACAUGCGGAUCUAGCUUCUGCUACGUCUGCGGCAAGCCCUGGGAAGGCCAACAUGAAUGUCCGCAAUACGGCCAGGCUAAGUACGACGACGAGGGCUACAACCAGGAUGGUUUCCACAAAGAUACGGGUCUGAACCGCAAUGGGCGAACACGCCGCGAGCAGAUGAUCCAAGAUGGAGCGGGGUCUGAUGAUGGUGAUGAGUUCGAUUCAGACGACGACGGCGAGUUAGACCCGGAUACCCGCGCUCUCCUCGCGGCAUUGAAUGAUGAGGAUAGGGAUAUUGCGAUCCAGAUGGCCAGGUUUCAGCAGAUGGAGAACGAUGAAAGUGCAGGGUUGGAGGUGGAUGAAGGCGACCACCAGGAGGGAAGCGAGGACGAAGAUGAGGAGGAAAGCGAGGAAGACGAAGACGACGAAGACGAUCUCGAACCUUUCCCUGUUCCAGAGUCUGAGUCUGGUAGCUCCGUCAAUUCUACAAUGACAGUCUAUCCAGACUAUGUCCCGUCGCCCAAUCUCUCCGGUCUCUUUGAUGAUUUUGAAGAUGGCUCCAACAACUUUAUGGGUGGCUACCAAAACGGCGAUAACGGCACCAAUGUUAUGGAGGGCAUAUAUGAAACUGCGCUCUAUACCGGCACCAUGCCCGGCGCAUUCCCUCUAAGCGACAAUGAACAAGCAUACGACGCACACCACAUCGCCGCAGAUUCCGAGAUGAGCGAUAACGAGCCGGAAGAUCCGUAUCGAGACUAUUCGAAUCUCCGCAUGUACCAUCCACGGAAUGCCUAUGAUGGCGAGGACUUGUAGGUCCCUUGUCUUCGCUUUACUGCUCUGGUCUCAAUAUUUCCCCCUUUUCUUGUCUAAGUUUAAUGAGCUGGAUUGGACAGGUUUUCAGCGGCAAGGUAGGAGAAUGGGUGGGAUCGCCAAUGCUUUUAACUAGCGGU
This is a messenger RNA of Lindgomyces ingoldianus, 1950 nucleotides long. RefSeq lists its product as uncharacterized. Gene Ontology annotation, cellular component: cytoplasm; ubiquitin ligase complex. NCBI's taxonomy places the organism in Eukaryota, Fungi, Ascomycota, Dothideomycetes, Pleosporales, Lindgomycetaceae. The coding region runs from base 470 to 1813 and encodes 447 amino acids. The record is from RefSeq and is a predicted model, not a curated record. The transcript has 3 exons. Gene Ontology annotation, biological process: positive regulation of proteasomal ubiquitin-dependent protein catabolic process; ubiquitin-dependent protein catabolic process; protein polyubiquitination. Gene Ontology annotation, molecular function: ubiquitin conjugating enzyme binding; ubiquitin protein ligase activity; zinc ion binding.